Eublepharis macularius is the source of this 2424-nucleotide messenger RNA. RefSeq names its product dual specificity protein phosphatase 10-like. Gene Ontology annotation, molecular function: protein tyrosine/threonine phosphatase activity; MAP kinase tyrosine/serine/threonine phosphatase activity. Gene Ontology annotation, biological process: negative regulation of JUN kinase activity; protein dephosphorylation. Lineage: Eukaryota; Metazoa; Chordata; Lepidosauria; Squamata; Eublepharidae. Gene Ontology annotation, cellular component: cytosol; cytoplasm. The record is from RefSeq and is a predicted model, not a curated record. The transcript has 4 exons. The coding region runs from base 203 to 1948 and encodes 581 amino acids.
UAAAGCCAAGGAGGAAAAGAUCAGCGACGACAAGGGAAGACAACUGGGAGGAGGGGAGUCCCGAACUUGGGCGCUUGGAGGGUGUCAGAAGCGACGACCUCCCAGGUCAGACCUUUGCCCCAUUUCAGCAAUCCCCCCGUUCCUGGCCAGCCAAACCCUCAUGGAUUUCAGCCAUAGAAUCUGAUGCAGCUUACCUUUCCCAAUGCCUCCCUCGCCCCUGGAAGAACGGAUCGGCGUGUUGCAGAGACCCAAGACGUUGGCCUUGCGCCUCAACCACAGCUUCUCCCACAACAGUGGCGGCGAAAAGCAGACACAGCCGUCUCCGGUCUGCAAGCCGUCAGGCCCGGCCCUGCCUGGUCCGAAGGGGCCCUGCGAAGAGGCCCGCAAGAGCAUCCUCCAACCCAAUCAUUCUCACCCCGUUGACAUCAAGUUGACGGUGGGGGGGACGCAAGGCUGGGCGCCAGAGAAGAACCCCUCCCUGCAGCCGGAUCUGAAGCUGGGUGAGAAGAAAGGGGUGCUGGGUCCCCCGCUGAAGGUCUUUUUGCCCCAAUCCAAGCUGAAGAAACGGUGCUUCAAGGAGAACUCCAAGCCGGUUCUGGACACAUCCGCCAGCUCCUCCUGCCUUUCCAGCCCUGCCAGCACCAUGCACCCCUUGAAAUGCGGCUGCCGGGGCUGCUGGCGGCUGAUGCGCUGUGACGACGGCAACCCCAAAUCUGGCUUGCGCUCUCUGGGCUGCUUCUCUUGCCAUUCCAGCUUGCGUUCCUUGAGCUGCUCCAGCCCCCCAUCGGUCAAAAAACUGGGGUGCCUGCCCUGCGCGCCUGCGGCCUUGCGGUCCCUGGCCUGCCUGGCUUGCAACCCCUCGAUCAAGUCAGUCAGCUCUUCUUGCAGCUUCUGCAGCAGCGAUCCCAUCGUGGCCUAUGACCCCCGGGGGGGUUCUUCUCCGGCCCCCAGCUGCUACGGCGGGGACGAUGAUGACGACUACAGCGUCCGCACCAUCUGGCCAGACGAGCUGGCCAAGAAGAUGACCAAGUCGCGGGCCCAGCAGCCCUCGUCCCCCUUGAUCUUGGACUGCCGUAACCUGAUGGAGUACACCAAGAGCCAGCUGCAGAGUGCCAUGCACUUCGGAGUGGCGGAUGCUGCAGGGCGGCGACGGCUGCACCAGGGCAAGCUGGCCAUGCUGGAUUUCAUUACCUCGCGGGGGGUCGGUGACGGCAGAGACUCCUCCCUGCAGCGCCUCUGGCCCAAGGAGCAGAACGGCUGUGCCGGCACAGAGACGCUUCCUGCCGGCAUCCCCAAACCCUCAAAAACGCAGCCCUCCCCGAAUCUACACCUGGUUCUAGAUCUGCUCAACAAAGAUGGACAGGAAGGGUCAGGCAGGAGAGGCAGCCUGGUUGCGCCGGAGAUCACUGACGGCCCGGAUGAUUUGGGCCCACCACUCACGCCUGACCUGGAGAACGCUGAGCUGAGCCCCAUCCUGCCCUUCCUCUUCCUGGGCAAUGAAAGAGACGCUCAGGACCUGGAACGAAUGCUGAGCCUCAAUGUGGGUCACGUCCUCAACGUCACCACCCACCUGCCCCUGUACCAUGCCGAGAGCGGGCGCCUCCGCUACAAGCGUCUGCCUGCCACCGAUAACAACCGCCAGGAUCUGCGCCAGUACUUCGAGGAGGCCUUUGAAUUCAUCGAGGAGGCUCACCAGAGUGGCAAGGGAGUCCUCAUCCACUGCCAGGCGGGCGUCUCGCGCUCGGCCACCAUCGUCAUCGCCUACCUGAUGAAGCACACACUCAUGACCAUGGGCGAUGCGUACAAGUAUGUGAAGGGCCGGCGCCCCGUCAUUUCCCCCAACCUCAACUUCAUGGGCCAAUUGCUGGAGUUUGAAACGGACCUCAACGCCGGGGUCACGCCCCGUAUCCUCAGGCCCAAGCUGGCCGGGGUGGAGACCGAGGUGUGAGCGCGAUGGGAGGGGGAGCAGCCGCCGUCGAUCUCAGGACUGGGGAAGGUGGGUGGGUUGUGCAAUAAGGGACCGACGGACAGCGCCGCAACGGAUGCCAGGCCAACCAAAGCAAGGCGCAUGGGUUGCGUGGCCAGGGACCUUCACGGCCACCUGACCACAAGCUUUGCAACAUCAAGAUAAUCCUCAAACGCCUUCAGGCAUUCAGGUGGUCAAGCUACUGCAAAAGCUGGAUUUCAUAGGCAAGGCCUGAAACUGGGAGGACUUCUGCGCUGGCGUCGGCUUCUCGAAACUUUCUUACUGGGGCGGUUGGGAUGGGGGAAAGGGUGGGGUUUGUGUGUGCGCGUGUGAUGCUGCUGGGUUUAAUUUAUUGGGGCGGGGAGUGUGUGCCAUUUUGGGGUGCCUUUUCCCCCUCUCCCUUUUGAUCCGAAUGCUGCUUUUAUUUCCUUUUCCACCGUUUUGGAGGCAGAACUGAG